AUGGGUGAUCUUGCGGAUAAUGCUUUGAUUAAAAAGCUCAACGAGUUUGGCCUGAAGCAUGAGGUUUACUCUCAUGCCGCUUGCAUGACGGCCGAUGAACUUGUUGCCAAUGUUCCUUUGGGAUCGGACAAAGAAACACACACAAAGAACUUGUUCUUUAAGGACAAAAAGCAUGGAAUAUUUUUGGUGACCCACGCUACAGCGACAACUUUCAACACAAAGCAGCUUGGUGCUCUCUUAAAGCUCGAAGGAAAAGUUAAUAUGAGAUUGGCAGAUGGUGCUACCCUUGAUAAGCAUUUGAAGGCGAAGCCAGGACAUGUCGGGCCACUUUGUAUUGUCAACGACGAAUCUAACGAGGUCAAAUUUAUUUUGGAUAAGGCGUUGAUGGACUAUGAGGUUAUCCACUCCCACCCCGCUCAGAAUGACGCAUCCGUCAAAUUGGCCCCUUCUGUCUUGCAAGAAUUCAUGACCAAGGCAGGAGUUGAACCUAUCAUUGUCGAUUUUACAGCAGCUCCACAGGUCCCAGCUGGUGGUGCUCCCCAACAGAAGGGAGAAAAGAAGCAAGGAGGAGGUGGAAAGCAACAAUCAAAGCAAAACAAGAAAAGUGCAAAAAAGGGAGACACUCUUCUUGCCCUUCAAUGGAAGAAGGAAGAAAACUUUCCCAUGUGGUACUCGGACGUUAUCGUUCUAAGUGAGAUGAUUUCCUACUAUGACAUCAGUGGUUGUUACAUCUUGCGUCCUUGGUCGUACAAGAUUUGGGAUCUGAUUCAACAGUGGUUCAAUGAGCAGCUUUUGGACCUGGACGUCGAAAACUGCUACUUUCCUCUAUUUGUUUCCCAAGAUCGUCUUGAAAAGGAAAAGGAUCACGUCGAGGGAUUCGCACCUGAAGUGGCAUGGGUCACAAAGAGUGGUGAAACUGAACUUGCACAGCAAAUUGCUAUUCGCCCAACUUCCGAAACAAUCAUGUAUCCUGCAUUUUCGGAUUGGAUCAAGUCGCACAGAGACCUUCCCUUGAAGCUGAAUCAAUGGAGCAACGUUGUUAGAUGGGAAUUCAAGGAUCCUACUCCUUUCCUGCGAUCUCGUGAAUUCUUGUGGCAAGAGGGCCACACAGCACAUGCCACCUAUGAGGACGCUGACAAGAUGGUCAUGCAAGCACUUGACUUGUACAAGCAGGUGUACCAAGAUCUCCUUUGUGUUCCUGUUGUCCCUGGAUACAAGACCGAGAAAGAAAAGUUUGCUGGAGGUCACAUGACAACAACUGUUGAAGCUUACAUUGCCGGAUCUGGGCGUGCCAUUCAAGGUGCUACCUCGCACAACCUUGGUCAAAACUUUGGUAAGAUGUUCGACAUCAAGUUCCAAGACGAGAAGGGUGAGACGAAGAUUGCAUGGCAAACUUCGUGGGGUUUGACUACCCGUACAAUUGGUGUGAUGGUCAUGGUGCAUGGCGAUGACAAGGGAUUGGUUAUGCCUCCUAAGGUGUCUCCUUUGCAAGCUGUGAUCGUUCCUAUCAUCAGCAAAAAGUUGACUGGAGAAACUGCUGAUCCGUACUGCAAAGCGAUCUUGAAAGACUUGAGGAAGCUAGGCAUCCGUGCCAAGUAUGAUGAUAGAGCCAUGUACAACCCUGGCUGGAAGUACAACCAUUGGGAACAAAAGGGUGUCCCAAUUCGUAUUGAAGUUGGUCCCAUGGAUAUUGAAAAGAAACAAACUCGCAUUGUCAUCAGACACAAUGGUGAGAAAAUGGAUCUUCCCGUUGAAGGUCUCGGUAGCGUGAUUGCAACAAAGCUUGAGGAAAUCCAAAAGACGAUGUUCGAGAAGGCACUGAAGGCACGAGAUGAACACAUUGCCAAAGUCACUGAAUGGAAGGACUUUGUACCCAACUUGGAGCUCAACAAUCUUGUGUUGACUCCUUGGUGCGGAGGCGAACACCAGGAUUGGGAAGAAUGGGUCAAGAAAACCAGUCGGGAAGAGUCGUUGAAAGCUCGUGGCGAAGAAGGCGAAGACGAGCGAACGGCAACAUCCGUGGCUGCCAAGACGCUAUGUAUCCCAUUCGACCAGCCAGAACUCCCAGAAGGUACUAAGUGUAUUGCAAGUGGCUUGCCAGCCACAUGCUGGUGCCUAUGGGGGCGAUCUUAUUAG
Cylindrotheca closterium is the source of this 2136-nucleotide messenger RNA. The record is from the annotation of a GenBank genome assembly. NCBI's taxonomy places the organism in Eukaryota, Bacillariophyta, Bacillariophyceae, Bacillariales, Bacillariaceae.